AUGUCUUCCUCGGACAACAAAGUCUCGGAGGCCGAAGUGCGCAAGGCUCAAGCAGACUGGUCGAGGGCAAUUGUUCGAAUCUCGAAAAUCUACUUGGAUGGAGGCGACUAUAUUGCUGCUGCUGGUGAGGCCGCGGGUGACCUCUAUGGCUACGGCUACACGAACGUGCUCUUCAAGCCAACCAAGGCCAAAGACUGCCAGUUCCGCCCGAUGGCAUCCCAGGCUUUGUCGUACUUCGUCGGCUGCAAUGCAGUGGAAGAUGGUAUUCCGGAAGACGGAGGUUUCGCAAUCAACGGUGGCAAAGGCUGGUCGGAGGUUGUGUUUGACAACCACCAGAUCAACUUGAAAGGCAACGUCGCCAUUGCAAUGGGAAACUACUAUUUCACAAGCACUGCAGAUGGCAGCAAGACCAAGGCGGACGUGCAAGCUGUGCAGACUGCCUGGGCCAAUGCCAUCAAGUCUAUCUCCAAGACUUACCUUGAGGGAGGCGACUAUGUGGCAGCCGCGGCCAAGGCAGCGGGCGAGCUCUACGGCUACGGCCACACGAACGUGCUCUUCAAGCCCACCAAGGCAGCUGAUGCGCAGUUCCGUCCGACGGCCGAGGAUGCCAUGUCAUACUUUGUCGGGCACAAGGCGGUUAAGGACGGUUAUUCGGAGGAUGCCGGUUUCGCCAUCAACGGCGGCAAGGGCUGGUCGGAUGUGGUUUUCGAGAACCACCAGAUCGAUGUGACUGGUAAUGUUGCCAUUGCAAUGGGAAAUUACUACUUCACCAGCGCAAGCGAUGGAAGCAAGACCAAGGUUGAGUACACAUUCGGCUACAAGCGCAACAACGACUGCAAAGUGCGCAUCUUUCUGCACCACUCGUCGGUUCCAUUUAGCCUUUCCAUUUCGGAGGCAGAAGUGCAAGCAGUGCAGGGUGCCUGGGCCAAUGCCAUUAAAUCGAUCUCGAAGACGUAUCUUGCUGGAGGCGAUUACGUUGCUGCUGCAGCCAAAGCAGCGGGCGAGCUCUACGGCUACGGCCACACGAAUGUGCUCUUCAAGCCCACCAAGGCA
This is a messenger RNA of Symbiodinium sp. CCMP2456, 1053 nucleotides long. NCBI's taxonomy places the organism in Eukaryota, Dinophyceae, Suessiales, Symbiodiniaceae. The record is from the annotation of a GenBank genome assembly.